Exaiptasia diaphana is the source of this 2054-nucleotide messenger RNA. RefSeq lists its product as uncharacterized. Bases 161 to 1201 code for a protein of 346 amino acids. NCBI's taxonomy places the organism in Eukaryota, Metazoa, Cnidaria, Anthozoa, Actiniaria, Aiptasiidae. The record is from RefSeq and is a predicted model, not a curated record. The transcript has 2 exons.
CAAUCCUCCCAAUGGGUUUCAACGUGAAAUAUCGUUUCAGCGGAAAUUGCGAAACUGCCGAAUAUGUCAAAAGAGGAACAGUAUUUUACUAUUCAUAUCAGACAAGAAGAUCAACUUAAUUGGGAACUCGAGAACAGCCUGAUAAUAAGUGUACGAUAAGAUGCAAAACCAAAAYGUCAAACUUGCAGCUCAACUAGUAACAAAGCGAUUACAUCAAGAAAAGGGUAACUCAGUAACCGACCAAGCAGGAGUUCAGCAUGGACAGACGUCAUCACAACACGCUGGGCAGCUUAAUGAACAACGACUUCAUGGGCAAACACAUGAACAGGCACAAACACAUCACCCUGGACAAAACAAUGCGCAGGGAGUAACUAURYCACAGCAACCACAAGGGACUCAAUACACGCAGGAUCUGGACRAACCAGGGGUCACCAAGGGUCAUCCGUAUGCACAGCAUCAUGGCAAAGCACAUGAAGCACCUGAUCAACCCUAUUUACAACAAUCAGGAUACACAAUUCCCUCGGAACCAGUUUCACCCAGAAGUCCUUCGGAUGACUUUGGCGACGUCUACAGGACUGGAAACUUUGGGAUACACUUUGGCAAGGUCAAUUUUCCUCGAGGUAAGCGGUGGCUUCUUGCUCACGGAAUACUUUCUUUUUUCAUGUUCGUCUUUACAUUGGCUGCCACCAUYAUGAUGAGAGAUUAUACAAACACAGUCUUCAAAGACAUGCUAUUAGCAUUCACCUGGAUGGCCGCCCUGCAAGACUGGAUGCUCUUKGCAAGCGCUGCCUUCUUGCUUUACAAACUUUCAACGUUGAAAAACCCUCUUACAACACUCAUGGUGGUGAGAACAUGUUCAGCACUUACUUUUGCGCUUAAUCUGUUCUUCUUCUUAGUUGGUCUUCUUGGUCUGCUCAUAAAUGAAGCUGACUUUCUUCGACUKACAUCAAAAGAAGUUGGAUUCCUUAAGUUUAUGUUUGUGAUGAUARCCAUUCUCAUGGCUGCAAAGAUAGUAACUGGAUAUUCCUUUGUGUUCAUGUGGUGGAAGAACCGCGAAUGYUGUCGUUGUCUUGCUGGAUAUUGUGUAUUUGAGGAAGGAGCUGAGCUUGCUCCAGGUGUUGCCAAUUCAACGGGAACACAAAAUAUCAUCGCCUUUGGACAAGGAGCUGCAGCAUUUGGUGAAGCAAUGAACAGGUCUUAGGAACGAUAAGAAUCUCAAUGCAUGGAAUUAAUUAACAAUAGGCCAUUUGCAACUGGGAGUCACGUGACCACACCUACCUUAAAUUUGAAUUUUGAAAUAUUUAGUGUUGAGACUUCAAACUACAGUAUGUCUUCUAAUUACUUAUUUUGAUCCCCUCUUUCCAUUUCUGAACAUCAUUUUAUCAUUGCUUAUUGAAUUAAGGUAGGUGUGGUCACAUGACUCCCAGCUGCAAAUGGCCUAUUAGACGGCKAGGUCAAAUGGACUACUUAAAAGGUAGAGAAGUUGAACCGAGUGCUUUAUGCUGUGACAGUUUCCCGAGAAAAAAAGUUGCCCGAGAACGCAGUUCGAUAUGGACUAUGAAGUUYUGAUGGACAUCCAUGCUUCAAAAGCAACUWCAUGUAACACAGCAUAAUGCCARAGAUUUAAACGACUCAAUUGUUUUUAUUAUUCAACAAGAAAAUUUCUGACACAGCUGGUUUUAUGUAAUAYAUAAACUAUGAGCAGGAGACCUUGYAGCUUGCAGUUUUAUAUGCCCAUAAAGGUCGGAAGCAAAUAUUUUAUAUUGCUUAUCAAAUUCCAACAUUGCAUGUAAUAAACUUGUCGUUAUGUUAACAUUAUGACCUUUUCCAAAUGAUAUUCAUGAACCAUUGAAUUUGAAAUGACUGCAGCUCUCUUCCUCAAUAACUAUAGUUAGCUACUUCUGGUGACGCAAGCAAAUUGCUGUUAUGAACUUUGAUGAUGUCAGACCUGAUUGUGCUCAGUUUAACAGUUGGUGAAAUUUCAGAUAUUAGAAUUAUCUUGUAYUACUGAAUAUCAAGCCAUUUUGUUUAAAAUAAAAUACCUGGUAUCUAUU